Rhodamnia argentea is the source of this 1424-nucleotide messenger RNA. RefSeq names its product transcription termination factor MTERF8, chloroplastic-like. The record is from RefSeq and is a predicted model, not a curated record. NCBI's taxonomy places the organism in Eukaryota, Viridiplantae, Streptophyta, Magnoliopsida, Myrtales, Myrtaceae. Gene Ontology annotation, biological process: regulation of DNA-templated transcription. Gene Ontology annotation, molecular function: double-stranded DNA binding.
UGCCGCUGUGUCAACCCAUCACCUAAUAUCGAGUUCGAACUGGGGGCGUUCUAUGUGUUCUUUCAAGAACUCGGGCUCAACGAGAAAGAGACGGAAUCUCUCAUGAAUGGACCGGAUUUGAGGCUGAAAUCUAUCCGAUCGUUGCGGGCUCGUGCCGCCUCUUUGAAGUCUGUGGGAAUCGGUGGCCUUGAGCUCUGCCAUUUGGUUGCGAAAUGCACUUCUGUGUUGGCAGCAGAUGAAAUUGAUUCCUUUAUACUCUUCGUCCGCGACAACUUAGAUGGAAAGGUUGACCCGGCACAGCUCAAGCAUCUGUUCUUUAUGUCAACAGAGCCGCGGUCCUUAAUAGGAUUCGAUGAAAAGGUUAAUUUGCUGAUUGACGGUGGGAUUCCUAGAGAAAAGAUCGUUCAUGUUCUCAACAAUGUGAAUUUGACGAAGGCUUUGUGCUUUAGGCCGUUUGAAGAAAUUGAAAGGCUCGUUCAUUUCUUGAGCCGCUAUGGUGGGGUUGAGGUGAUUGUGAGGCAUCCCCCCAUUCUUAACUUUGAUAUGGAUGGCCAGUUGAUUCCGAGAGUGGAGUUUCUCCUAGAACUUAGCGGAGGAGACGAGGACGCCACCGGGGCAGUGUUGCUCAAACUGCCUACCUUUUUGAAAUACCGCGUGGAACACGUGGAAAGCCAUGUAGAGUUGUUGAGGUCAUUUGCGGGAUUAGAUGAUCAAGAAAUAUUCAGGAUCAUUCUCGUGUUUCCUAACAUUGUUAGUGCAAGUAGGGAGAGGAAAUUGCGUCCCAGAAUUCGUUUUCUCAAAGAAUGUGGACUGGACUCUAGUGAGAUUUUCAAGUUCUUGACAAAAGCCCCUUUGUUUUUGGGUCUAUCUUUUGAGGGGAACAGUGUCUAUAAGCUUGGUUUUUUGGUGAAAAUUGGUCACAAGUACAGAACCAAGGAAUUUGCUGUUGCAAUAGGCGCUGUGACUAGGACAAGUUGUGAGAAUAUGCAGAAGGUGAUUGAGCUCUUCUUGAGUUACGGGUUUUCCUGUGAAGACGUGCUUCUCAUGAGUAAGAAGCAUCCUCAGAUACUUCAAUAUAAUCCUGAUUCUCUGGAGGAGAAAGUGGAAUAUUUGGUAGGGGAGAUGGGACGCGACCUUGAGGAGCUAUUGGAUUUCCCUGCAUUCCUGGGUUAUAAACUGGAUAGGAGAAUUAAGCAUAGAUAUGAGGUGAAGAAGAAGAUUAUAGGUGAAGGAAUGUCGAUCAACAAGCUGCUGAGUGUUUCUUUCGAGAGAUUUGGAAAGAAGAAGCUAAAAGAGCUGGUGCACAAAGCCCAAAAAUUGUAGGAUUGCUAAAUUUCAUCCGCAGAAGUUCAUGGCCAAAUUGAUGGAAAUUGUGCUGAGUUUCUCAAAGCUUUAUGAAUUCAAGGUUUUUGCUUUUUCAAUCA